UGUGGCUCCUCCUUAUUGGCGGAAUCAUGGGCGGAAUGGUCGCAUUGCGAUGGAUGGUAUCAGCACAUCACUGCAGGGAAACCUGGGUGCUGUGGUCAUGCUUUGGAAAACACUUUUUUCUCUCUCUCAGCAUCUUCCAUGUAAUAAGGUGUCCGCGCUGUGUUUCUGUACGGAGCUAAAUACAAGACGGACCCCGCCACUUCCUGUUUUGUUUUUCUUUCGCUCCUCUUUAGCUCGGAUCGUGUAGAAAUGGAAAAGACUGCGGGGCACGGGGACCACAGUCUGCCCGGAAGAAAAUGUGAUCUCCUCAAUCAACGGUGGACCAAAUAGACCCAGCAGCAGAAGCGAGCCUCACUCCGCCCCGUGUCUCCUCGACAUGGCUCUCAGCUCGGGCGGCUGGGGUCCCCCAGCUUCGGUCCCUGCCUCGUCCCAGCAGGCUGCGUGCGGCGGGCCUGUGACAGCCGCUUGCUGCAGUACCGUUUUGAUGUCGGUCCGCGUCUCGGUGUCCCAUUCAGGGAUUCGACCCCUGUGCCUCCCCGGAGCAGGGAGCGAGGCUUUGCGCCUGCAGCUCAGCAUGGACCCGAGCCGGGCCGGAGAGUUCCGACUGGCGCUGCGAGAUACGAGCGGAAACCGCAGUGUGUUCAUUGCAGAGUUUGACUUGCGCUCGGUGCAGUACGAGGUCAAAUCCUCUCGCUGCCAUGAGAUGCGUCUGGCUGCUCCGCCUCACGACUGCAUCCGCUUCAACUUUCGCUGCGACCGGGAGGCAGAGGAGUGGGCCACCGUGGUGAUGUCAUCGCUGAGAGAGGCGCACAGAGUUGCGAACAGUAAGUGUGAGUUGGACGGCAGAGCCGACGCCCCCCCGGCGGGGGCGGCGGAUCCCUGGACCUCGGCCUCGCUGCCUCUCUCCGAGGAGCUGUGUUUGGAGCUGGCGAAGGCCAUCGAGGCAGGCGACGCUCGGGCGGCGUCCCAGCACGCGUCGGCCCUGGCCCGACAGAAAGCGGCGCUGACCAUCCAGCUGGCCCAGAAAAACUACGCCGACGCGGAGAUCAGUUUGUCUGUGGUGGUGGAGGAUGUUUCGUCUUCCUGUUGUGUCACAGUGAAAGUUUACCCCUACAUGACCGUGGCUGCGCUCAAGCAACAGGUGUUCCUGGAGUACGGCUUCCACCCCCGCGUGCAGCGCUGGGUGAUCGGUCAGUGCCUGUGCACCGAGCCCAGGUCGCUGGCCUCCUACGGCGUGCAGAAGGACGGCGACACGGCCUACCUGUAUCUGAUCUCCGCCAGGCAAGCCCACAUCACGCGCCAGCUGUUCCAGCAGGACCUGGAGAGCGCCCUCCUCACCCCGCCGCUGCCCCCGGGCAACGGCCCCACCUGCCAGGACCGGAGGGGCUACAGCACCCUGCCCCCCAGGCUCCCCCACAACAACCAAGGUACAGGUGGAGGGAAUGAUAGAUCGGGAAACAUCAAAGAUGUCCUGAACUUUGAGAAGCUGCAGCUCAAUGAUCACGCACACAAACCCAGUAAAACGCAGCAGACCGAGUGGGCUUGUCCUUCAUGCACUUUUAUCAACAAAGCGUCUCGUCCCGGCUGUGAGAUCUGUGCCACAGCCAGACCCGACACGCAGAGCUGUAUCCAGCAGGAAAAAGGAAGGAGAGAAGAUCGCAGCGACUCGGGUCUAAGCAGCAGCUGACUGCCCAUCAGCCUCACACACACACACACACAC
This is a messenger RNA of Menidia menidia (Atlantic silverside), 1720 nucleotides long. NCBI's taxonomy places the organism in Eukaryota, Metazoa, Chordata, Actinopteri, Atheriniformes, Atherinopsidae. The record is from the annotation of a GenBank genome assembly.